CCGGCCUCUCCCGGCUCAAGAUGGCCACGUCCACUCCAGAUGCAGACAAAAAGCCCAGAAUUGUACUGCAUUGGCUUGAAGUGUCUCGCUCGCAUCGCAUCCUUUGGUUCUUUGAAGAACUAGGAAUUUCUUAUGAGCUCAAAACUUACAAGCGCACCGUAGAAUCGCUUGCGCCGCCAGAACUGAAAAGCGUCUAUCCGCUGGGCAAGUCCCCGGUGGUCGAGAUAUUCCCGCCUGAUUCCGCUACCAGCAUCGUGCUUGCGGAAUCCGCAGCCAUCGUCGAAUACUUCUGCGACUAUUAUGGAAGCUGGUUGGUCCCGACGCGAUACCGCGAAGGUAAAGAUGGCCAGAUUGGCGGCGAAACCGAAUCUUGGAUCCGAUACAGAAUGCUUAUGCACUAUGCCGAGGACAGUCUCAUGCCAUUAAUGUUGAUGUCUCUGAUGGUGAAAAGGAUCAGGAACUCACCCGUUCCGUUCUUUAUCAAACCAAUCACCUCGGGCAUUGCGGCCAAGAUUGAAUCGUCUUUCCUAGAGCGGAAUUUCAAGACCCAUUAUGACUUCCUAGAAAACCAACUCGCCACCGCCCCGGGCGGGGAAGGCUUCCUCUGCGGCAAAGACCUGACCGCUGCAGACAUUAUGAUGUCCUUUCCCAUGGAGGCUGGUCAGGGCCGUUCUGGGUUCACCAAGGAACAAUAUCCCAAGAUCUGGGCGUACGUUGAACGAAUCCACGAACGAGAGGCGUAUAAGCGAGCAGUUGCAAGCAUCAUCGAGCGCGAAGGGGAGUUCAAGAUGAGCCUCUGAGUCUGCGAAAUUCUGCUAGCUUGAGCAUCCUCCCAUGAGACCGGAGGUCCAACGCCAGAGACGUGAACGGCAACCUUUCCAGGUUCUUCUUGUCCUCACCACUGAAAUUCAGACGAUGUCGAACUGCCGUAAGGCAAGAUGCUAUCCAGAUCCGAAGGCACUUGCGCCAAAGGAAGCAGGAUAUUGUGACAUCGCCGCCAAUCGCGUGAUCUUGAAGUGUGCUCUGGAGGCAUUCGCAAAUGCAGCCAUAUCGGCACUGUGUACAAGUAUAGUUGGCGUACUACGCAUAGCACCGCAGGCGAGCUUUCGAUCAGGUGGAGAAGUUGGCACGUAUGUCUAUAUCUACGCUUUGCAAUCUUCCGUGUCCAUACCAAUGGCAAAAAUUCU
Exophiala xenobiotica is the source of this 1187-nucleotide messenger RNA. RefSeq lists its product as uncharacterized. The record is from RefSeq and is a predicted model, not a curated record. The transcript is spliced from 3 exons. Bases 21 to 800 code for a protein of 259 amino acids. Lineage: Eukaryota; Fungi; Ascomycota; Eurotiomycetes; Chaetothyriales; Herpotrichiellaceae.